Molecule: messenger RNA, 1862 nt
Organism: Heteronotia binoei (common prickly gecko)
Lineage: Eukaryota; Metazoa; Chordata; Lepidosauria; Squamata; Gekkonidae
Gene: SLC31A1
Product: solute carrier family 31 member 1
Exons: 7
Coding region: 502-1080 (192 amino acids)
Biological process (GO): copper ion transmembrane transport
Cellular component (GO): membrane
Molecular function (GO): copper ion transmembrane transporter activity
Source: RefSeq, a predicted model, not a curated record
GAAGAAAAUGAAGCGUCUUUGAAUCAAUAGGAAUUCAACUCUGAGGGAGGGAGGCGGGAGGUUUGGGGCACGUGAUGGCCGCGGUGCCUAAUGAGCGUGCGAGGAAGCUGAGUGGCUUGAAGGGUACACGUUUGAGGAGGUCGGGAGGGACGCUCGCUCCGUAGGAGACGCGUUGCUGGAUUGCUGCGGGGAAGGGGAAGAAUGAACAGGUACGCAGGUCAUGUUGCUUGUGGUUGGAAUUCAUGCUAAGUGGGAGUUUUGGGAGUAAGGCUGAACCAGACCAGGGUGAGAAUCUGUCCUCAGCUUGACAAUCACGUUGCUGGAACAACAGUUCUUCUUGGCUUCCAGUGGAACAGUAAAGAGAUCCCCUGGUGAUACAGUAGAGAUCCUGAAUAACUGCCUGGCUGCUGUGGUAAAGAGUGAGCAAAUUGAAAUGUGAACCCUGAAAACACAGAGGCUCCCUUAACAUCAUCUGCCUUCUGUGGUGCUUCAGAAGCCAGGAUGCAACACGAGCAUAAUCACAUGGCACACACGGACCAUCAGAUGAAUGACUCGGCGAUGAUCACCUCUGAUCCUCACGCACACCAUCACACAACGUCAUCGUCAGAGCACUCACAUGGUGGAGGAAUGAUGAUGGAAAUGACCUUCCACUUCAGCUAUAAGAAUGUGCCUUUGCUGUUUUCUGGGCUGGUCAUCAACACAGCUGGAGAAAUGGCUGGUGCAUUUGUGGCUGUCUUCUUCCUCGCCAUGUUCUAUGAGGGUCUGAAGAUUGCCCGAGAGAGCCUCCUUCGGAAGUCACAGGUCAGCAUCCGCUACAACUCCAUGCCCGUCCCAGGACCAAAUGGUACUGUCUUGAUGGAGACGCACAAAACGGUUGGGCAACAGAUGCUGAGCUUCCCUCACAUCUUCCAGACAGUGCUGCACAUAAUCCAAGUGGUGGUGAGCUACUUCCUCAUGCUCAUCUUCAUGACCUACAAUGCCUACCUCUGCAUUGCUGUGGCAGCAGGUGCGGGUACAGGCUACUUCUUCUUCAGCUGGAAAAAGGCGGUAGUGGUGGAUAUCACAGAGCAUUGCCAUUAACAUUGGCAGUGGGUCUUCUGAGCCUCUCCCUGUAACCUCUGGAAGGACAAGGAUCACCCCCAAGCUCACUGGAAGAUGUGCCAACAAAAGCUGUGGGGUGCUCUCUUAAUAACUUCCUGGGGGUGUGAACCGUCCCCUGCCAUGCCUGUUGUUUCCCACUCCUCCCUGAGGAGGUGGCUUCCUGCUAUUGGGAAGGGAUCCAUUGUCCCAAGGAGUGGUUUACUGGGGAUAGCUGGCUUAUAUAAUAGAUAGAAUUACUGGGUUUUUUGAUUUUUUUUAUGUUUUAGAAUCCACCAUGAUUUAAUUAGCUAGCAGGCUAACAUAGAAAAUAAUUAGUUCUACAUUAUUUUUUAAUACUUCAAGCUUGGGUUGCCAAAAGGUGGUGGUGGGGGGGGAACUUAUCGAGAAGGUUUUGAUCUGCUAUUGAUGGGAGCUGAAAAGCCACUGCCAUCUUAGUAGAAGUACUUCUCCGGGGUUCCACAGCAGAGACCUCUGCUAUCUAGUGCAAGGCGCUCCUGAUCAUUUGUUUGCUCUAGAGCAAAGGUUAGCUUUGUGUGCCCCCACCCCCUACCAGAUGGUGAUGCUGGCUUGGUUUUAGCCCUAGGUACAAUCAGGCUGUCUCUGAUGCAGCAGAGCCCUAAUGGCUGCUUUCCCCAAACAGCUGUGGGCUUUACACAUCACCUGUGUGUUGUUCUGGGGUCAGUGUGUGACAUUUGCAGGCUGUGUCUAGCUGCAUAAAUCCACAAUCUUAUUUUUAAAAAAUAAAUCCUAUUUUAAAUAAA